GAGAGUCGAAAUAUUGAAGAUAGACAUAUUAGAAAAAUCCAAAACAAAUGUGGACCUUAGAAUACAAAGCAUUGUCUCUUUCAGUUUAAGAUCGAAAGUCAUUGAAGCCUUUGCAAGUAACCGUCAAAAAUGUAAGUAAACAUCAUAAAAUGUUGCUAAGAUUUUGAUGUGUUUUUUUCCACAACCGCAUCCACCCCUAUUUAUAUGUUAACAUGGAAAAUAACCCAUAUUGUAGCUGCCCGCACAAAACAAGAUGUGGGCUCAUAUGGACUACGAAGUCCUGCAACAUCUGAGCAGCUGCUUUUUAUAAUGAAACUACACUUUUUCAUUCUUUAUAAUAUUACAAAUAUGACACAAUUGUGAAUAUAUAGGCAAUUUAUUACAGCUACGCGUUGAGAAGUUUGUCAUAUGAAAUGAGACUGAUUAGUGUAUCCAUAUGAAGGAAAAGUUUUGAAUUGUAUAUUUGUAUGUCAAAUCAGAUUUUUUUGAUCAUCAUACAUUUUAUAAGGAUCAUUAGGUUACUGAAACUAUUGAAACUUUCAACCCUCAAAAAGUGUUGGACUGUUCCUUUAAGGGGGUUUGUAGUGGUGAAUGGGGUGUCGGUUUACAUCUCAAACUCCUCCUUCAUUCUGACGAGGGUGUUCCUUCCUUCUUCCAGCCCAGAACGCUUCUAUCAUCCUGGGAUACAAAUGUUUCUUUAUCCGCACUCGCAGUCCAUCAUCGGAGCUCAAUUGUAGAUUUAUAAAAAUACGGCGAGAAAGUUUGCUCGCCUGUAAUCAAAUCAUGGGACUGACACGCCGUUACGCUUGACACGGAGACAUUUCAGCGUGUGGACGAGAAACUCUGAAGUAACAGGACGGACUGAAACUUUUUUCACCGUUGUUUUUCUCAACUUUUCGGUGCGCGACUUUCCGUCCCUCUCAGGACUAAUAGACGACUCCCAGCGCACGAAUGGAUACCAAAUGAUGCACGUGGACUGCUUUUGAUGUUUAUUUCAGCGUGGUUUAGUAGGAAGAGCGCAGCGCGCGCACACGGAGCGCAAAAACUCCCAAUCUGAUCAACCCACAGGCUUUCUGAUCUGAUCCGAUCAUGGGAAAACUGGGAUCGCCGUGUUCCUUCUAACGUCGGCGCGGUCACGUUUUUGAGAUUUGGGGUUAGUGCGGAUUACAGAAGAAAGUUUCCUGCGUUUGUUUUCGAGCAGAAUUCGGAGUUUUUCUUUGCCACCGACAUGCCUCAGUUAAACGGGGGAGGUGGCGAUGACCUGGGUGCAAACGAUGAACUUAUAUCCUUCAAAGACGAAGGCGAGCAGGAGGAGAAAAUAUCCGAGAACGUGUCGUCGGAGAGAGAUCUAGACGACGUGAAAUCUUCUCUGGUAAACGAGUCCGAAAACAACAGCAGCUCAUCUGACUCCGAACAAACAGACAGGCGUCCCCAACCCAGACUCGACCUAGAAAGUUACGAGAAACAGAGAGAAUACUUUGCGGAAGCUCUGCGACGACAGCAAGAUGGAGGAUUUUUCAAGGGACCCCCCUACGCUGGCUAUCCGUUCAUCGUGUUCCCGGAUCUCACGAGUCCAUACCUCUCCAACGGGUCUCUGUCUCCCAGCGCACGGACGUAUCUACCAAUGAAAUGGCCUUUGCUUGACGUUCCUGGGACGGCGGCCCUCAAAGACUCCAGAUCACCCACACCAGGGCACUUAUCUAACAAGGUGCCGGUGGUUCAACAUCCUCAUCACGUCCACCCGCUCACGCCUCUGAUCACCUACAGCAAUGAACACUUCUCUCCCGGGACGCCCCCGUCUCACCUAUCGCCGGAUAUUCUCGACCCAAAGACAGGUAUACCAAGGACCCCUCACCCAUCAGAGCUGUCUCCGUAUUACCCUCUGUCUCCCGGGGCAGUUGGGCAGAUCCCUCACCCUCUAGGAUGGCUGGUCCCUCAGCAAAGCCAGCACAUGUACUCCAUCCCUCCCGGGGGCUUUAGGCAUCCCUACCCCGCGCUGGCCAUGAACCCCUCCAUGUCUAGUCUGGUAUCCAGUCGUUUUUCUCCUCACAUGGUGCCUCAUCCACCUCACAGCCUGCACCAGACGGGCAUCCCUCACCCUGCCAUUGUGUCUCCUGCCAUCAAACAGGAGCCCGGUGGCGACAAUGCCAGCAACCCGACACACGGGAAAUCCUCAGUGCCUGCGAAGAAAGAGGAGGAGAGGAAGCCUCACAUCAAGAAACCUCUCAACGCCUUCAUGCUGUAUAUGAAGGAGAUGAGGGCCAAAGUGGUCGCUGAAUGCACCCUGAAAGAAAGCGCCGCAAUAAACCAGAUCCUGGGCAGAAGGUGGCAUUCGCUUUCACGCGAGGAACAGGCUAAGUACUACGACCUGGCCAGGAAAGAACGGCAGUUGCACUCUCAGCUUUAUCCCGGCUGGUCUGCGCGGGAUAACUACGGAAAGAGGAAGAAGAGGAAAAGAGAAAAUAAACCCGACUCCGCACCAGAGAGUUUCUCGCCCCAGCACAAGAAGCAGUGCAUGUCUUACCUGCCGUCAGAGAAAAUGUGCGACAGCCCUACCUCCUCUCACGGCAGCAUGCUGGAUUCGCCCGCCACGCCCUCCGCCGCCCUGGCGUCUCCGGCGGCCCCUGCCGCCACUCACUCGGAGCAGGCUCAGCCCCUGUCUCUCACCACCAAACCGGAGGGACGAGCGCACCACCCGCACUUCCCCCUGCCAGGGAGAGCCUCGGGUUCAAGUUCCUCUGCCUCCACCCCGUCUCCUUCCUCUCAUCCCAGCAUCUCUCUCCACAGCCAAUCGGCAGCCCUCCUCUCUCGCCCCAUCCCCUUCACCAGCCUGCCCCCGUCUCUGCUCUCCCCGUCCUCGCCUUUCCACCAAGCAGCUCUACAUUCCCAUCAUGCCUUGCUGCAGACACAACCUCUCUCCCUGGUCACCAAACCAGUGGAGUGAAUGGAAAACCAAUGUCAAGGAGAAACUUUUUACAGCUGUAUAAUGCCUUUUUUUACCUUUUUAUAGAUAUUAGACCACGUUUUUACGAUAGAAUGAAAAGGAGUAAUUAUUGGUCAAUAUUUGACCACCCCUCUAUUUUGCUUCGUCUCUUUGAAACAAAAAUGUAUUUUUUGUAAAUUGCCUUACGGUUGCCUUUUCCGACGUGAUUCUCCAAUGUUGCUACUUGUAUAAAAGACAUAUGUAUAAAGGUUUCUUUUCCUUUUUUCUUAAAGACGAACUCGACAAAAUGCAAUUUGUAGUUAAAGUUCAAUUCAAUCUAACGGUAGUUAGGAGUUUGAUUUUCAUUACUUCUUUCUUUUUUUGUCCUUUCAUUUGGUAUCACCUCACCCUUUUCCUAACCCUGCGUGUGUGACUCUCCUAAGACUCCAUAGCUAAUAAACCUCAAGUUAUUUCUAAAGGCUCUCUUGUGUUUUUGGGGGGUUGAAGACUCCGCAUGUGAUCGCUGGCUGAAUAACGCAACACAUACUCCAAACAGGCCCAGUAUCAGAGGAGCUAACAGUGUUCCUUUAUCAAGUUGAAAGUCAUGAAGUGCCAGCUAUAUAAAGCUCAUGGUUUUGCAGGAACUAAAUGAUAUAACCAUUGUUUUAGAAUCCUGAACGUUAUGUUUUUGAUAUCUCCGCGGUUAAUUCUGUCAGUUUUGUCUCUAGUUUAUAACGUUGUGGUCUCUGAUAGUUUUGAUAGUUCAAGUGAAGUAGAAAGAUUGCAAACUCACUUUGUUUACAAAUGUCCCCCCCAACGCAAAAUAUAAAAUCUGUGUAUGAAAAUAAUUUCAACACGUUUACAACACAAUUAUUCGUGUUUUGACGUAAUGCCAUUGUUUGUAAAGAAGAGGCUUGAAAAGUGUCCUCUGAGAUCUCAUUAUCAAUGACCAAAAGCCAUGGUUACUGCCUCUGGGAUGCCAAUAGCUAGGUCUGUUUGAUUCCAGAAUUUUUGGGAUCGAUUCCAAUUCCUAGUUUUGGAAUCGAAAGAAUUGAUUCCAAGAAUCGAUUCCUAGCUGACGUUUUCGAUUCCCAUUUGAUUCCCGGUUUUACUACAGAUUUGAAGAAAUUUACAUAUUUUUCAUGCAAUACAAAUAUCUAAGUAUUUAUAACGACUACUGUGAGUAUGUUGUAAGUGUUAAUGACAGGCAAAUCUCUAGAGACCUGAAAGACCUUUUUCUCUCUUUACUUUCUAAUAUACUCACGUUUUAUUGUUGCUACUUUUUCUCGUCUUCCCAUUUAAUGUUAAAUGCAAGUAUGCUAUAGUGCCAACAGGUGUUGAAAUAAUGCUGUCUAUCUUUAUAAAGUCAGAACUAUUUUUGAAAAGUAACUGAUGUGACUGAGUUGACAAAUGAAACCAGCUAAGGGGCGGGGCUUGUGCUUAUGAAUGCUCUUAAAGAGGAGUCGAUUCCAUUAACCUUUGGAAUCGACACUCGAUUCCCAACGCCUUGCCAUCGAGGAAUCGAUUCUUUUCGGAACCGAUAUCUACCCCUACCAAUAGCUGCCAGCAAGAAACAAUUAGGUCUCACUGGGAAGAUAAAGUGACCCAACUGGACACCUUAAACAUAUGAGCCCUACAGAGAGAUGUGUAGUUCAUCACUAGUAGUCACAAACAAAUUUCUACGUUCAAGUGUUCUCAGGAUCAAGUUGAAAAAUAAAGGGGCUUAAAGGGUUCCUUGCCGCGUAGAAGAACCUUUUAGUCUAAUGUUCUUAAAGAACCAUUUCUGUAUUCAAUUUCUAUAGUCUGUUGGUUCUUUUCGUUCAAAAGACAUUCUGGGGAUGUUUGUAGCGUCACUAGUUUUGCUCAUUCAUUCGCAAGGAAACUGCUUGAAGGCCCAAAGCAAUGGACGUGUUAUUUGGAGAUGACCGGGACAGUCCAUUUGAGGUCAGGCUGGAAAGUGACACAUUCCAGCCUGAAGUAACGUCUUGCAGGAACAAUGAAGAUGCCAAGAAUGGAUUUGAGGAGCGUUGAGAAAAAAGCUGUGAUGUUUUGUGUAAUAAAACCAUGGAU
Triplophysa rosa is the source of this 4993-nucleotide messenger RNA. It is a transcript of the gene tcf7l1a, whose product is annotated as transcription factor 7 like 1a. The coding region runs from base 1229 to 2944 and encodes 571 amino acids. Gene Ontology annotation, biological process: generation of neurons; regulation of transcription by RNA polymerase II; canonical Wnt signaling pathway. The transcript has 12 exons. Gene Ontology annotation, cellular component: beta-catenin-TCF complex. Gene Ontology annotation, molecular function: DNA-binding transcription factor activity, RNA polymerase II-specific; RNA polymerase II cis-regulatory region sequence-specific DNA binding. The record is from RefSeq and is a predicted model, not a curated record. NCBI's taxonomy places the organism in Eukaryota, Metazoa, Chordata, Actinopteri, Cypriniformes, Nemacheilidae.